AUUUAUUUUUGGAGAGUGAAUUCCCGGAUCUAGCUUUGCACUGUACUGGGCUGCAACCGCCUGAACCCCAGGCCUGCCUCACGUGGUUUUUUAGGGAAUUUGUUUGGUCAUCAAAUGGUUACUAUAAAUGUAAUCAUAGGUCAGAUGGAGUGGAUGCGUUUGUACACCAGGUUCUUCCAUUGGAAGCCACAGACCUUUACUGGAGAAAAGGAAGUGCUCGCCUUUGUUAGUCCUGAGCUGGAAAAUCCCUGGUGAUGUAGGUGUGCUUGGAGAAAUACUCGCCUUCGUUUCCCGGCAUCUCAGCAGCCGUCCUGGUAGCCUGUGGCCUGUUGCCACCGGACCGCACUCCACAGCGUCUGUCGGAGAGAUUGGGCUUCCGACUGCUCGCUAGAUAAGUGGUCCAGACCCAAGUGCAGGAGGCGCCAGGAUGCUCUCUGAUGCUAUCCUGUGGUCCACAGUGACACCGCAGCCUGCACACUGUCCCCCAAGAGCCAGCUAGCCGUUUGCCUGGGUGCUGCAUGGACUCUGGCCACAGCUCGCAGUCUCCCGAGGAGGACCCAUCCACCAUGCCUGAAGUCAAAGACCUUUCGGAAGCCUUGCCAGAGACGUCGAUGGACCCCAUCACGGGCGUGGGGGUGGUGGCCUCUCGGAACCGAGCCCCGACAGGCUAUGACGUAGUUGCACAGACGGCAGAUGGUGUGGAUGCUGACCUCUGGAAAGACGGCUUAUUUAAAUCCAAGGUUACCAGAUACCUGUGUUUUACAAGAUCCUUUUCCAAAGAAAAUAGUCAUUUAGGGAACGUGUUAGUGGACAUGAAGCUCAUUGACAUCAAGGACACUCUGCCUGUCGGCUUCAUCCCGAUUCAGGAGACGGUGGACACACAGGAAGCCGCUUUCAGAAAGAAGAGGCUGUGCAUUAAGUUUAUCCCUCGGGACUCCACGGAAGCCGCCGUCUGCGACAUCCGGGUCACGGGCCGGGCCAAGCAGGCCCCUCCCCAGUACACGUUCAUCGGGGAACUCAACAGCAUGGGGAUCUGGUACCGCAUGGGCAGAGUGCCAAGGAAUCACGACUCCUCUCAACCCACGACGCCUUCCCAGUCAUCAGCCGCCUCCACCCCAGCCCCCAACCUUCCCAGGCACAUCUCGCUCACUCUCCCCGCCACCUUCCGGGGCAGGAACAGCACUCGGGCGGACUACGAGUACCAGCACUCCAACCUGUAUGCCAUAUCAGCAAUGGAUGGUGUGCCUUUUAUGAUCUCAGAGAAGUUUUCUUGUGUUCCAGAAAGUAUGCAGCCCUUUGACCUGCUGGGAAUCACCAUCAAGUCUCUGGCAGAAAUUGAGAAAGAGUACGAGUACAGCUUCCGCACGGAGCAGAGCGCCGCCGCCCGGCUCCCGCCCAGCCCCACGCGCUGCCAGCAGGCGCCCCAGUCCUGAGGGCCCGCCACCGCCUGCGGGGAGAAGAUGCGUUGGCCCGACUACUGAGCGCCCCACCUCUGCUCCCUCCUGCCCGCCCUUCACGCUGCCCCCUCGGGGGCUCGUCUGGAAGACUGUGGGCAGCUGAGCGCCUCUGUCUCUGGGUCAUCAGCUGGCCUGAAGCGACACCCUAUCUUCCCCGGGCUGUGGGUCAUGACCUCGACUAACCCAUGCGCUGGUAGUGACCAGCAGCUCCUAACAUGUGUGCGUGAUGAGCGGCCAUCCUCCGAACAACCUGCCUGCACAGGAGUCACCCGAGGGCCUGGACAGGUGCCCGGGGUGCCCAGUGACACCACCAGCUCCCUUCACUCCCGUCACCUGCCACUAAGCCAUUGCCGUCCUCCUGGAAGCCCUGAGCCAGGGGCAGCUUUGCACAGACCCUCCAGGGAGCCCUCACCACCUGGACCCCGGCUGCCGUGGAGCAGGCCCCUCGUGCCCACAGCCUCGAGUGCUCGCAGCGUCCACGGCAGCCCCAGGAAUGAGCACAGGAGGGGGAGGAGGCCAGUGGCCCGGGUGGACCCACACCCAUCCCCUGCCCCACUGUGGACGUGCUGUGCUCAGACUUGCGACGGGACUCACACACUGGACGUCCUGGGGCCAGGGGGCGGCAGGCCCCAGCUGCCGGCACCGACAGGACUUGCUCUCCGGGCAGGAAGCCCGAGUACCCGGCGCUCGCUGCUCAGUUCACUGGGCUCACCCACUUCACACCCACUUCCCCCAAAGGGCUCGUCUUUGCAGCACCCACGUGCCAUCAGCAGUGCCAACGGCUCUGCCCGGUGCUGUGAGCCAGCGCCCGGCCCAGGAGGACCGGGGCGCGUGCUCACCUGGCUUCUCAGAGCCAGGCCACGUCCUGACAGUGUGUGCUCCUCACGAUGGUGGUUUUGACAAGCCUGUCCAAUCCAGGUCACCAGCCGCGGCCAGCACCAACAUUUCUGCCACUCACAGCCGGUAGACACAGUGCCAGCUGCCAAGUUCAACUCCACACACAUUUGCCAUGACAACAGGGGUUGCUGCUGUGUGUGGGGGCUCGGGCCCUUCCCUGGUGGCCUGCCUCGUCUGGCUGUUGGUGUCUCCCAUCUCGGGGCGGGGGGAGGUCACCAGAUGGUCGGAGCUAUGCACAGGUUUGGUGUGAGGGGGCGGGGUGGAGAGCAGUGAGGUCCCCCCACCAGGAAGGUAGCACAGGAGAGCCCCAGCCAGGGACAGGCCCCUCCCACCUGCGGUGCCACCCCGGGAUGGCACGUGGUUAGCUGGGUUGCUGGGUCACAGUGGGAACAGCCAACAGUCUGGGGAGUGGCCACCAGCUAAGUGGCAGGGCAGAGCAAAAAUACCUCAUGUACCUGUCAGCCCCGCCCCCUCCAAGCCCCUCAACUCUUGACCCUGGUCACCCCCUUGGUGUUCAUGUUGACACCUCCUGAUUACUGCGCAUUAACCUAAGGGCGUCCCUGGUGAGACCGGCCUCCCCAUGCCUCCCACGCAGCAAGGCGGCAGGAAAACAGUUCGUGGAACUGGCCAGGGCCCGGGAGAUUUGGGGAUGGGGAACAGCAGCCCGCUGAGGACCUUUGGGACUGGUGCUUAACCAGGAGAGGGCCAGCUGGUCUCAGCUGCACCCGCUGAAAUAAGCUAGUUGUUUCUGGGGACCCGAGGGAGCCCCUGGAGGCCCAGAACACACGUGUCUGCUGCUCCUUUUUGGAUGCUUGGCUGGUUCAAAACCAGGCGACCUGUGUGACUCAAAGGCCAACAGCCAGAGAUACCGCCCAGCGGGGGCAGGGCCGUGAUCCUCCGUCCAGCUCACCGGAUCAUGCACUGUGUCCAUCCCUCGAUGGUUGCUCACACCUGCUUGUGAGAUUCUCUCUGGUAACUCGGGCAGCCCUCCCCCCUCGACUGACAGCCAGGCCCUUUGGCGGCUCUGCUGGGCCAGAGAAGCUUCGCAUACGACAGUGUGGGGCCCAGCGGUGAGAGGAGGAGGUUGUCCACCAGGGGGAGUCAGGUGAGCCAGGAGACCGCCACAGCCUCACAGACCUAGUCUAGGUAACAACAGUGUUGGCUGUGAAGGUCGCCGUGGCCUGAGCCAGGCCAGAGGCGCGGUGUGGGCAGGUUGGCUGUGUGCCGGCUGUUAGGCUGCUGCUAACCCCGUCUCUCUGCCGUGGGAGCAGUAGGGGAGGUCGAGCAAGUGCGUGGGCAGCAGUAGGCUGGGGUGCGGGGCUCGGGCUCACACCCACAGACCGCACGACCUGUUUCUCUCUGGGAGAGCACUUUGCAAACCGUCUGGCCAGGUGGGGAGGGAAGGAAGGGUUUUGUGGAAAAGGGAAGGGCAGCGGCCUUGCCCUCAGCCCCCCA
This is a messenger RNA of Artibeus jamaicensis (Jamaican fruit-eating bat), 3809 nucleotides long. RefSeq names its product multivesicular body subunit 12B (gene MVB12B). The coding region runs from base 519 to 1433 and encodes 304 amino acids. The transcript has 10 exons. The record is from RefSeq and is a predicted model, not a curated record. Lineage: Eukaryota; Metazoa; Chordata; Mammalia; Chiroptera; Phyllostomidae. Gene Ontology annotation, biological process: virus maturation; regulation of epidermal growth factor receptor signaling pathway; viral budding. Gene Ontology annotation, cellular component: late endosome; ESCRT I complex.